CAAAUCUUUAGAAAUUCAAAGAAUUUUUUAAAAAUGCAGAGCUCUAAUGACAUAAUAGAGGAAGAAGUAAAGGUCCCACUACUAGCAGAUCACAAAGCUUCCCUCAAUUACAAUCACGAUCAUCGUCAGCAAUCAAAACAUAAUAAUCUUGUUGUUGUUCAUGAAAAGAACGAUUAUAUUACCCGACAACUUUCUCUAGGGAAAAGGGUUAAAAUUGAAUCAAAGAAGUUGUGGCACAUAGUUGGUCCAGCUAUCUUCAGCCGAGUCACCGCAUACUCAUUUUUCGUUAUCACACAAGCCUUCGCCGGCCACCUUGGAGACCUUGAGCUCGCCGCAAUCUCAGUAGCCAUUAACAUCAUCAUUGGCUUCACCUUUGGUCUACUACUCGGGAUGGCGAGUGCCUUGGAAACCCUAUGCGGUCAAGCAUAUGGGGCAAAGCGAUACGCCAUGCUGGGGGUGUACAUGCAACGUUCGUGGAUCGUUUUAUCGAUAUGUUGUGUUUUGCUACUCCCUCUCUACCUCUUCGCGUCGCCGGUGCUAAAAUUGUUGGGCCAGCCACCCGAGGUGGCGGAGUUAUCGGGUAAGGUGGCGAUGUGCAUGAUUCCCCUGCACUUCAGUUUGGCAUUUCAGUUCCCGCUACAGAGAUUUCUACAGAGCCAACUGAAGACGAGGGUGAUAGCCUUGGUGUCGCUGGCAGCCCUGGCCGUGCACCUGUUUGUGAGUUGGUUAUUUGUGUACCAACUCAAGUUGGGCGUUAUCGGCACGGCUCUUAGUAUGAAUUUCUCAUGGUGGACUAUGACGUUUGGGCUUAUGGGCUACGCCGUCCGCGGUGGUUGUCCCUCUACUUGGACUGGGUUAUCAGGUGAAGCCUUCUCUGGCCUUUGGGAGUUCACCAAACUCUCUGCUUCUUCUGGGGUCAUGCUUUGCUUGGAAAGUUGGUACUAUAGAAUACUGAUGCUAAUGACGGGAAACCUGGAAAAUGCGGAAAUCGCUUUGGAUGCUUUAGCUAUUUGCAUGACGAUUAACGGGUGGGAGAUGAUGAUUCCUCUAGCAUUCUUUGCUGGAACCGGAGUAAGGGUGUCAAAUGAGCUCGGAGCUGGAAAUGGGAAAGGGGCAAAGUUUGCGACUAUAGUAUCAGUGGUGACAUCAAUAGUAAUAGGGCUCUUCUUUUGGGUUUCCAUUAUGAUAUUCCACAAUGAGAUUGCCUUGAUAUUCUCUUCAAGCAAAGUUGUCCUUGAAGUUGUUAAUAAACUAUCUCUCCUCUUGGCUUUCACUAUUCUUCUUAACAGUGUUCAACCUGUCCUCUCUGGAGUGGCUGUAGGAUCUGGUUGGCAGUCGUAUGUAGCAUACAUAAACUUGGGCUGUUAUUAUCUUAUUGGGGUGCCACUUGGGUUAUUGAUGGGCUGGGGAUUCCACCAAGGAGUUAUGGGAAUUUGGGCUGGCAUGAUUUUUGGAGGGACUACAGUUCAAACUUUUAUAUUAGCCAUCAUUAUCAUUCGUUGUGAUUGGGAAAAAGAGGCUGAGAAAGCAAAUAAGCAUGUAUUGAAGUGGGCAAGAGAAUCCAAAUAAAUAAAUAAAAAAGAAAAAGUGGGCAAGAGAAUCAAAGAACCAAGUGUCGUAACAUGUGAAAAAAUUUACUCCAUUAUUUGUCUUAAAUUCAUUUCCCAUAGUUUAACUUGAAAGACAUUGUUCAUUAUUAUUAUUAUUAUUAUUAUUAUUAUUAUUAUUAUUAUUAUUUUUUGUAAACAUAGAUUGAACCCGAAUUUGAACUAUAUCAAUAACAAGUUGAUGAUCCCUGAAAAAAUUUAAUUAAGAACAAUUUAUUAUUUAAAUUAUGA
Messenger RNA from Cannabis sativa, 1838 nucleotides. RefSeq names its product protein DETOXIFICATION 27-like. The transcript has 8 exons. NCBI's taxonomy places the organism in Eukaryota, Viridiplantae, Streptophyta, Magnoliopsida, Rosales, Cannabaceae. Bases 34 to 1569 code for a protein of 511 amino acids. Gene Ontology annotation, molecular function: antiporter activity; xenobiotic transmembrane transporter activity. The record is from RefSeq and is a predicted model, not a curated record. Gene Ontology annotation, cellular component: membrane. Gene Ontology annotation, biological process: xenobiotic detoxification by transmembrane export across the plasma membrane.